AUGACCAAAAAACUAGUUCUCAACACCACCUGGGAGGGGCUGAACCCUUCCAAUUCCUCGAGGUUUCCGGAAAACCCUUUGUUGCACCAGAACAUCACCUACGUUGAUUUGUACCUCCACAAACCCUCUGUGGCUGCUGUCUUUACUGUCUCCUACCUGCUCAUCUUCCUGGUGUGCAUGGUGGGCAACGGGGUGGUGUGUUUCAUCGUGCUGCGCAGCAAGAACAUGCGCACCGUCACCAACCUGUUCAUUCUCAACCUCGCCAUCAGUGACCUGCUGGUUGGCAUCUUCUGCAUGCCAACCACACUGGUGGACAACAUCAUCACAGGAUGGCCCUUUGGAAGUGUAGUGUGUAAGCUAAGCGGAAUGGUUCAAGGGAUAUCUGUGUCAGCAUCUGUGUUCACUCUAGUGGCAAUAGCUGUUGACAGGUUCCGCUGCAUUGUCUACCCUUUCAAGCAGAAGCUGACCAUCGCCACCUCAAAACUAAUUAUUAUCAUUAUAUGGGUCCUUGCCGUGUCCAUCAUGUGCCCUUCGGGGGUCAUGCUCCAGGUCACAAAGGAGCAGAGGGUGCGAAUAGUCCUUGGCAGCAACAAUGACACUCGUCCCUUCUACUGGUGCAGAGAAAAUUGGCCCAAUCAGGAGAUGCGGAAAAUCUACACCACGAUCCUGUUUGCAAAUAUCUACCUCGCUCCUCUCAGCCUGAUUGUCAUCAUGUACGCCCGCAUCGGUUUCACCCUCUUCAAGACCACCAUUCCGCCGAUGAGGGGCAGCGGGAUUAGUCCCGGGGAAGGCAGCGGCCACAACAAGUUGAGCAUUGAAGGCAGGCACACGAUUUCAAGGAAGAAGAAGCGAGUGAUAAUGAUGCUGCUGGUCGUGGCUCUGCUCUUCAUCUUAUCUUGGCUGCCUCUGUGGACGCUGAUGAUGCUGAGCGACUACGCCAGCCUGAAAGAGCACCAGCAUCGAGUCAUCAAUAUCUACGUGUAUCCCUUAGCUCACUGGCUGGCCUUCUUCAACAGCAGCGUCAACCCCAUCAUCUACGGGUUCUUCAAUGAGAACUUCCGCAGAGGUUUCCAAGCAGCUUUCAAAUUUCAGCUGUGCUCUGCUGACAUUGUGCACCAGAGGACCUACUCCCAUCGGAUCAGGGCGAAUGCCGUGGUCCCGGUCCAGCCUGCCGCUCUCAGCAGAUCGGGCUCAGGAGGUGGAUCGGUGUUAGUGGGAAAUGGGAAGUGCUCGUAUCAGGAGGGAGAGUGCUUGGCUGACAGAAAUGAUAUCAAAGAGCAGGAUCUGGUGAUGGAGGACCUGGAAAAAGCAAAUUGUCCUGCCGGGGGAAGCUGCUGGCACUGGGGAUUGCUGUUGCCGUGUGGGGGUCAUUUGUGGUUUUAA
This is a messenger RNA of Stegastes partitus (bicolor damselfish), 1383 nucleotides long. Its product is annotated as neuropeptide FF receptor 2-like. Gene Ontology annotation, cellular component: plasma membrane. The coding region runs from base 1 to 1383 and encodes 460 amino acids. Gene Ontology annotation, molecular function: opioid receptor binding; peptide binding; neuropeptide receptor activity. Gene Ontology annotation, biological process: cellular response to hormone stimulus; G protein-coupled receptor signaling pathway; regulation of adenylate cyclase activity. Lineage: Eukaryota; Metazoa; Chordata; Actinopteri; Pomacentridae. The record is from RefSeq and is a predicted model, not a curated record. The transcript has 5 exons.